CUUCCCACGGGUCUCCCCACAGCCCUACCUCCCUCUCGCCUUCCCCUUCUCUUUUCACACACAGGACGCCCAGACACCCUCCGGCUCAGACAUGCUGCCGCUGCUGCUGCUGCCGCUGCUGUGGGCGGGGUCCCUGGCUCAGAAUCCGAGAUACUGGCUGGACGCGCAGCCGUCCGUGUCAGUGCAGGAGGGCCUGUGUGUCCACUUGCCCUGCUCCGUCACCUAUCCCCGGGAAGGCUGGAACGACUCUGGCCCAGCUCACGGCUACUGGUUCCAGAAAAGGGUAGAUUCCCAUGGAGUUCCGGCAGUGGCCACAAACAACCCAGAACAUGCGGUGGUCAGUGAGGCCCAGGGCCAAUUCCUCCUCGUUGGAGACCCCCGGGCCUACAACUGCUCCCUGGACAUCAGAGAUGCUCAGAGGAGGGACACGGGGACAUACAUCUUUAGGUUGGAGAGAGGGCCUACUGUGAGAUAUAGUUAUGCAUUGAAUCUGCUCUCCGUUCGUGUGAUGGCUCUGGCAGACACACCUGACAUCCACGUCCAGGGGACCCUAGCAUCCGGCCGCCCCACCAACUUCACCUGUGCAGUGCCAUGGGCCUGUGACAGGGGGACGCCCCCCACCUUCUCCUGGACUGGGGUCGCCCUCACCUCCCUGCACCCUGAGAGUCCCCACUCCUCAGUGCUCAUCCUCACCCCGAGGCCUCAGGACCACGGCACCAACCUCACGUGUCGCGUAACCUUCCCCGGAGCUGGUGUGAGCACAGAGGUGACCAUCAGGCUCAAUGUGUCCUACGCCCCACAGAACCUGGAUAUUCGGGUCUUCUGGGAAAACAGCACAGGUGUGAGGUCCCUGGGCAGCAUGGAGGUCAGAUGGGGGGAUGCUGUGAAGACUGAACAGAAUCAGGCCCCUGACCACUCACCCCUCUUGGCUCCUAUGUCUCCCCUCCCCUGCCCCCCACUCUGUCCCUUGGCAGGACUCUCUCUGGGGCCACUGUGGACUCCUAGGUGACUAUUCACUGUCAUCUCCCCUUGUUCCCUCUCUUCCCACCUCUCCUCACCCCUCACUUUGCCAUGCCAUCCUUUCCCUGAUUCUCUGUCUCUUUCUGACUGUGCCAUCUCCACCUCCCCGGAGCAGACUGAGUUCCCAAGCUGGGUACCAGGCUCCUGGUCUUCCGUGGUGGCUCAGAUGGUAAAGAAUCCACCUGCAAUACAGGAGACCAAGGUUCGAUCCCUGGGUCAGGAAGAUCCUCUGGAGAAGAGAGUGGCUACCCACUCCAGUAUUCUCACCUGGAGACUUGCAUGGGCAGAGGAGCCUGGCGGGCUACAGUCCAUGGAGUUUCAAAGAGUCAGACAUGACUGGGUGACUAACACACGCUAAUACCAGCUUCCUGCCCAUUUCUUCAGGAGGGCAAGGUCAAGUUCAUUCACCCUGGAGUUUUCUAGCCUCCGCACUGAAGGCCCUCACAAAUCUCUGUCCUGAGUGUCCUCCACUUCCUCUUGGUCAGGACCCUCCGAUCUGAGUAAUCAGAGUCUGCAUCUCAGAAAUUCCUUUGGACUGUGUCUCACUCAACCCUCCCCCAAGACUUAGUUUGCAAGCUUGACUUCCUGAAAAUGCCUCAUGUCCUCCCUUCCUCCACCUCCACGACCACAGCCUCAGCUCAGGCCUGCAUUCUCUCUCUCACCUGGACUUGGAGCAGCCUCCCCUCUGGCCUGUCAGCCUCCAGCUGAGCCUUGUCCAGCCUGCCAUAAUUGGGGCCACAGAGGGGUGUCUGCAGGCCCAGAGCUGACCCUCCUCCUUCCCUCUGUGUCCCCCUUCUCUUUCAUCACCUGUGUGCAGGCCUACAUGUGGCCAGACCCACAAGUGUCCAUGCCCGGCACAUGCUCACACAUCAGAGGCCACCUCCUGGGAUAUUAUCUCCCAGGUUGAGAUACAGCCAACUCUUCUUCUAACAUCCAUCCUUGUGUCCUGGGUUCACUGAAUUGCCUCUCCUUCCCCCGCCCCGACCUCACCCCUACUUGCCCUUGCCGGUGAUGAAAUCUCAGAGCCACUGUCCUAUAUCUGGGAGGAAGGGCGGGGGUGAGGGGGAGGGCCUCUCAGCCCUGCCCUUCCUGCUCUCUCUGAGUCCCCAGUCCCCGAGAUCCUGGGCAAUGCCACCUCCCUGCGAGUCCGGGAGGGUCAGUCCCUGCGCCUGGUCUGUGUCGUCGACAGCAACCCCCCCGCCAAUGUAAGCUGGGCCCGGGGGAGCCCGACCUUGAGCCCCUCCCAGCCUUUGGAUCCUGCGGUCCUAGAGCUGCCCCAGGUGGUCUUAGGGGAUGGAGGAGCGGUCACCUGCAAAGCUCAGCACCUGAGCGGCUCCGACCGCGUGUCCUUAGACCUAGUGGUACUGGGUGUCUCCUCUUUCUGCCCCCAAGACUUUGGAGAGAGUCAUGGCUCCUGGCCCCUGGUCCUCACCCUGCUGAGGGGGGCCCUGGUGGGGGCUGGUUCCCUCCUUACCUGUGGCCUCUUCUGGAUCUACUACACCAGUUUCAGGUAAACUACAUAGUGAUUUGACAUUUGCAUACAUUAUGAAUUGAUCACCACGGUAAGUCUAGUAACCACUUGUCCCAACACAAAGUUAUUACGAUCUCAUUGACCACAUUCCUUAUGUUGUCUGUUGCAUCCUUAUGGCUUACAGUGUUUCUAAGUGGUGGUUUGCUGACCAUAUUCCUUAUGUUGUCUGUUGCAUCCUUAUGGCUUACUGUGUUUCUAAGUGGUGGUUUGCUGACCAUAUUCCUUAUGUUGUCUGCUGCAUCCUUACGGCUCACUGUGUUUCUAAGUGGUGGUUUGCUGACCAUAUUCCUUAUGUUGUCUGCUGCAUCCUUACGGCUCACUGUGUUUCUAAGUGGUGGUUUGCUGACCACAUUCCUUAUGUUGCCUGCUGCAUCCUUAUGGCUUACAGUGUUUCUAAGUGGUGGUUUGCUGACCACAUUCCUUAUAUUGCCUGCUGCAUCCUUACGGCUUACAGUGUUUCUAAGUGGUGGUUUGCUGACCAUAUUCCUUAUGUUGUCUGUUGCAUCCUUACGGCUUACUGUGUUUCUAAGUGGUGGUUUGCUGACCAUAUUCCUUAUGUUGUCUGCUGCAUCCUUACGGCUUACUGUGUUUCUAAGUGGUGGUUUGCUGACCAUAUUCCUUAUGUUGUCUGCUGCAUCCUUACGGCUUACUGUGUUUCUAAGUGGUGGUUUGCUGACCAUAUUCCUUAUGUUGUCUGCUGCAUCCUUAUGGCUUACUGUGUUUCUAAGUGGUGGUUUGCUGACCAUAUUCCUUAUGUUGUCUGCUGCAUCCUUACGGCUCACUGUGUUUCUAAGUGGUGGUUUGCACUUCUUGAUCUCCUUUGCCUGUUUGGCCUCAUCACCACCACUUCCUCCCCGCCAGCAACCACCCACUUGUUUUCUGUGAGUCCGUUUUCAUUUUGUUUUGUUUGUAUGCUUUCUUUUUUAGAUUCCAUGUACAGGAUCAUGUGGUAGUCGUAUUUCUGUACCUGACUUAUUCCACUUAGCAUAAUAUGCCCUGAAUGCAUGUGUGCUAAG
Cervus elaphus (red deer) is the source of this 3567-nucleotide messenger RNA. Its product is annotated as sialic acid-binding Ig-like lectin 14. Gene Ontology annotation, cellular component: plasma membrane. The transcript has 6 exons. The record is from RefSeq and is a predicted model, not a curated record. Gene Ontology annotation, biological process: cell adhesion. Gene Ontology annotation, molecular function: sialic acid binding. NCBI's taxonomy places the organism in Eukaryota, Metazoa, Chordata, Mammalia, Artiodactyla, Cervidae. The coding region runs from base 92 to 1009 and encodes 305 amino acids.